Fibroporia radiculosa is the source of this 1317-nucleotide messenger RNA. RefSeq lists its product as uncharacterized. The coding region runs from base 1 to 1317 and encodes 438 amino acids. The transcript has 6 exons. Lineage: Eukaryota; Fungi; Basidiomycota; Agaricomycetes; Polyporales; Fibroporiaceae. Gene Ontology annotation, cellular component: translation release factor complex; cytosol. The record is from RefSeq and is a predicted model, not a curated record. Gene Ontology annotation, biological process: cytoplasmic translational termination. Gene Ontology annotation, molecular function: sequence-specific mRNA binding; translation release factor activity, codon specific.
AUGAGUCAGGAUCCGGCUGAGCAGAACAUCCAGAUGUGGAAGGUCAAGAAGCUCAUCAAGAGCCUUGACUCUGCCAGGGGCGCUGGCACUUCCAUGAUCAGUCUCAUUAUUCCCCCGAAGGACCAAAUUUCGCGGGUGAAUGCAAUGUUGACACAAGAAUAUGGUACGGCGUCGAACAUCAAGUCUCGUGUAAAUCGCUUGUCUGUGCUGGCUGCCAUCACCAGUACCCAGCAGCGUCUCAAGUUGUACAAUCGUGUACCGCCUAAUGGCCUUGUGCUCUUCGUGGGGACGAUCUUGACCGACGAAGGCAAAGAAAAAAAGGUAUCCUUCGAUUUUGAGCCCCACAAGCCUAUCAAUACGUCUUUGUAUUUGUGUGACAACAAGUUUCACACCGAGGCGCUCCAGGAGCUACUCGAGUCCGACUCAAAAUUCGGCUUUAUCGUCAUGGAUGGAAAUGGCACAUUGUUUGGUACUGUAGCCGGCAACACGCGUGAGGUCAUCCACAAGUUCACCGUUGAUCUUCCGAAGAAGCACGGCCGUGGUGGUCAAUCUGCCCUGCGUUUUGCCCGUCUGCGUGACGAAAAACGGCACAACUAUGUGCGGAAAGUCGCCGAGCUUGCCGUGCAACACUACAUCACGAACGACAAGGUCAAUGUGACGGGGCUGGUGCUAGCCGGAAGUGCGGAUUUCAAAACCGAAUUGAGCCAGAGUGACAUGUUUGAUGGGAGAUUGGCCGCGAAAGUUAUCAAGGUGGUUGAUGUCAGCUAUGGUGGAGAGAACGGCUUCAACCAGGCGAUUGAAUUGGCUGCAGAGUCGCUUGCAAAUGUAAAGUUUGUGCAGGAGAAGAGGCUUAUCCAGAAAUACUUCGACGAGAUCAGCCAAGAUACUGGCAAGUACUGUUUUGGUAUCGACGACACGCUCAAAGCCCUGGAACUUGGUGCCGUGGAGACGCUCAUCGUCUGGGAGAACUUGGACAUUACGCGAUAUGCGCUCCGCAAUGCCGCCGGUGAGGAGAUUGUUGUCCAUGUCAACAAGGAACAAGAGAAGGACCGCGAAAAGUUCACGGACAAGUCCACCGGCACGGAGAUGGAGCAGGUUGUUGAGCCACAGUCGCUCCUCGAGUGGUUCGCGGAGAAGUACAAAGACUUUGGCGCGAACCUGGAAUUUGUUACCAACCGCUCUCAGGAGGGUGCGCAGUUCGUGAAGGGCUUCGGUGGGAUUGGUGGGCUGCUGCGGUAUAAGGUCGACUUCACGAACCUCGCAAGCGUCGACGACGAGGACGAAGACGAGUUCAUGAGCGACGAAGAUGUUAUCUGA